Molecule: messenger RNA, 513 nt
Organism: Lachnellula hyalina
Lineage: Eukaryota; Fungi; Ascomycota; Leotiomycetes; Helotiales; Lachnaceae
Gene: NCE102
Product: Non-classical export protein
Exons: 2
Coding region: 1-513 (170 amino acids)
Biological process (GO): eisosome assembly; protein localization to plasma membrane
Cellular component (GO): plasma membrane; eisosome
Source: RefSeq, a predicted model, not a curated record
AUGGCCAGCAUUCCGCAGAUCGCGCUCCGAGCGUGGACUUUCCUCUGGACUCUACUUACUCUGUCUUUGAUUGGCAAUGUCAUUGCUGAUGCCUUUUCCGGAAAUCCGUCAGUAAUCAAUUAUGCGAUAUUUGUCUCAACUUUCUGCAUGCUUGUGGUUCUCUUCGGUAUCGCGGGAAUUUUCGUCGAAAGCUUGGCCAUUCCAAUUGCGGUUGCGGUCGCUGAUGUUCUUGCUGCUCUCUUCUCGGUCAUCGCUGGUAUUGCCUUGGCCGCUGAGCUCCAUGUACACAGCUGUGGCAACAAAUCGCAGCAUUACCUCGCAUCCAACCAUCUAACCAAUGGUUCUCACAAUAUGGGUAAGCGAUGCCACGAGCUUCAAGCCAGUACCGCCUUCUACUGGUUCAUGUUCGUCGGAUUCGCUGGCUCGGCUGUCUUCGACCUUAUAGGCUCAGGAGCCUCUCUUCCCAGACGUGGUGGCAUGCGCAAAGGUGGGCCAUCCAUGUCCCAAGUCUAG